Molecule: messenger RNA, 982 nt
Organism: Scylla paramamosain (green mud crab)
Lineage: Eukaryota; Metazoa; Arthropoda; Malacostraca; Decapoda; Portunidae
Exons: 2
Coding region: 180-821 (213 amino acids)
Source: RefSeq, a predicted model, not a curated record
UUGGCGGCUGGUUAGCUGGCUGGCUGGCUGGCUGGCUGGCUGGCUGGUUGGUUGGCUGGCUGACUGGCUGGCUGGCUGGCUGACCGGCUGGCUGGCUGGAUGGAUGGAUGGCUGGCUGGCUGGCUGGGUGGCUGACUAGCUGGCUGGCUGGCUGGCUGGCUGGCUGACUAGCUGGGAUAAUGAAGGAACAGCAACAGAGGCGCACUGUGGAGGAGGGGUGCGAUGUGGUGGACAGCGGCCUACGCUUCGAUCACCACAUCGCUGUCGUCGCCCGCCAGACCUCUCUCCGAGUCUCUGCCCUGCGCAGGAUGGCGAACACCCUCGACCCACGGGGCAUCCUCACGCUAUACAGGGCACAGAUACGCCCAUGUAUGGAAUACGGUGCCCUGUCCUGGAUGUCGAGUGCCGCCACCCACAUGCAGAGACUGGAUGCUGUGCAGCGGCGAGCCCUGCGCUUGGUGGCCACCGAUGAGGACCAACAGCACCCACCACCAGUAACGUCACUGGAGCAUCGCCGGGACGUGUCGGCACUAGUGGUGUGCCACAAAACUCAGGUGCAGAGGGUCCCUCACCUUGACCCCCUGAGGCUGCUGCCACACACAGUGCAGAGGUGCACCAGAGCCGCGGCCAGUAGCGACGAGCUAGUGAAGGUGCCUCGAUCUCGCUCUAGCCAACACCAGCGCACCUACACAGCCAGGACUUCGCGGCUGUGGAACAUGUUCACGGCGGCCAAGCCCCAAGUGCAGGACAUGUCCACGCACCAGGUGAAGCUGGCAGCCCACAGCUGGCGUAGCACGCACCUGUCCUCACUGGUGCUUUAAAUUUUUAUUAUUUUAUUGUAUUAUUGUAUUAGCAUUAUUAUCUUUAUGAUAAGUAUGUAUAGUGUUAUUCCUGUAAAUAAUACUAUCAUAGGCUUCUUAAAUAAUUCCAUACUCAACGUGGAAUUUUAAGCCUUUCUGUAAAUAUUUGUUAAAAAAGAGAG